Molecule: messenger RNA, 2309 nt
Organism: Coregonus sp. 'balchen'
Lineage: Eukaryota; Metazoa; Chordata; Actinopteri; Salmoniformes; Salmonidae
Source: the annotation of a GenBank genome assembly
GAAUGUUGGUUUUCAACCUAUGACCCAAAUGUUGAUGUAAGGACAGUCAAAACAUGGCUCGAAAUUUGUUUUACCGAGCUGCUAAAGUUGUCCAACUCAGCAUGUUUACACGUCUAGCUAGGUCAAGGUCACUUUGCACGCAAACUCCAGCGGAGCCACUGACUGUCAGACGUCAAAACAAUGGAAUAAGGUAUGCAAGUUGUCAGCAAACUAACAAAGCUAUCUAGAUAGCUAGCUUGACUACAAUGUCAGUGUUUGAUUCCUGUGGUCAAAGAACCUCUGCAUUGGUCGGGCGACUCUUUUGCAAAAGGUGUGCCCAUGUCGCGCGCAUUGUACAGAAGCUGUCCAUUUUGGGCACGCGCUUCCAUCCCCUUUAAUUGCAAAACUGAUCACCUGAAACGUUAAAUGGUGUAUCUAGCUAGUAAGCAGUAUGUCCUAUAAAAGUCUCACUAUUACACUUCAGGUACACAGUGUAUUGAUUGGUACUGUGCAUAGAUUUUUGUUCUCCUUUAAAUGAUUCUUGCUACUGUAACAGUGUAAUUGCAUGUGCAGGAGUAUAACCCUGAACAACCCUAAGAAGAGGAAUGCCCUGUCUCUGUCAAUGCUGGACUCACUGAGAGGCAACAUUCUGGCAGACAUCGACAGCGACGACCUCAGAGUCAUCGUCAUAUCAGGUAAGAUACCACCAGAGCGCUGAUUCAUGAUCAGAUGUGCCCACCCCCCCGUUGGUCACCCCUUUCAUAAACACCAUUGUAUUGUGUUGUGUGUGUUCCAGCUAAGGGACCAGUGUUCUCCUCUGGGCAUGACCUGAAGGAGCUGACGUCAGCACAGGGCAGAGAUUACCACACCAAGGUGUUUCAGGCCUGCUCAGAGGUGAGGUUCACUAUCGUACUGUAUACAAAUAUACUGUACACACAUCAUCAUUAUUGGCGGUCACUCGAGUCGAGGAUGAUUGUCCUCCAUAGGGUCUUCUUUUUGUGGGUCUUCAGAUGGCUGUGUGUACAUACAUUACACACACAUUCUCACACUCAUACCUCUUGUUGUUAUUGAAGGUUAUGACCCUGAUACAAGACAUUCCCGUGCCUGUGAUUGCCAUGGUGAAUGGGGUUGCCACAGCAGCAGGAUGCCAGCUUGUUGCCAGUUGUGACAUUGCCGUGGUGACAGAGAGGUCCACCUUCGCCACGCCAGGGGUCAACGUGGGUCUGUUCUGCUCAACACCGGCCGUGGCAAUAGGAAGAGCUGUCCCCAAGAAGGUACACACACACACACAGACAGACACACACACAGACAGACAGACACACUCUGUGUAACUGAUAUAUUCUGAUAUUUUACAGGUAGCCAUGGAGAUGCUGUUCACAGGAAACCCGAUCUCGGCCCAGGAUGCUUUGCUGCACGGGCUGGUCAGUAAGGUGGUUCCUGAGGAGCGUCUAGAGGAGGAGACUUUAGCCAUCGCACGGCGGGUCUGUCAGGCCAGCCGGCCCGUUGUAGCCCUUGGCAAGGCCACCUUCCACAGGUGUGUCUCACUCCACAGAUGUUUUACCACACUGUAGCACUCAACCCUUCUGCCUACCAUGUAUUCAUUCCUUGUUUGCAUUACGUUUCAAUGUUUUUGUUGGUUUGAGUGGAUAACCACUGAUACACUUGCAUGCAUAAAGACAGCAAAAGACUGUCAUUUUCCUCUUGAAAGAUAAUUACUAUAUACAUGUGUAGUUUUAUAUAUAAUUUAAUCAUCAUUUCAUUACUGUCCCAGACAGAUGGCCCAGGGGCGGGAUGCGGCCUACGCCACAGCAUCUCGUGUCAUGGUGGAUAACCUGGCUCUCAGAGACGGACAGGAGGGGAUACGGGCCUUCAUAGAGAAACGGAAGCCUGUGUGGACAAACAAAGCAGAGAAGGUCCAUGAUUGCUCCUGAGUGGCGCAGUGGUCUAAGGCACUGCAUCGCAGUGCUAACUGUGCCACUAGAGAUCCUGGUUCGAAUCCAGGCUCUGUCGCAGCCGGCCGCGACCGGGAGACUCAUGGGCGGCGCACAAUUGGCCCAGCGUCGUCCAGGGUAGGGGAGGGAAUGGCCGGCAGGGAUGUAGCUCAGUUGAUAGAGCAUGGCGUUUGCAACGCCAGGGUUGUGGGUUUGAUUCCCACGGGGGGCCAGUAUAAAAAAAUAUGUAUUCACUAACUGUAAGUCGCUCUGGAUAAGAGCGUCUGCUAAAUGACUAAAAAUGUAAAUGUAAAAUGACUGAUGUCUGCUGUUUAUUGAAGUGAUUAUCUGAUGAAGGGAUACUGCAGGGCUGUCUUCAUGUGCCUUAGGAGGGGGUGA